GGAACAAACCAUUCCCGGCCGGGGGAGAAGCCAAAUAUCUCCCUCUAUUACCCGUCAGCACUAGGGGGUCUGUGGGGGCCCUCCAACUUCUAAUCCACUGGUUCCCUUCCCCGGUUUCGUUAACAGAUUCGUUGUAGCGGUACCAACCGGGUCACUCCCAAACAACUCCACCCGCGGGCUGCGAAUGGCACCGGCCAGGGAAAUAGAGGGGAGACGGGACAGGCAGAGGCAGAGAAAUGGAUCAGGAACCAGAACCGGAUCAGCAGCAGCAAGUGGGAGAGAAACCCUAUCAGCUGGGUGCCCAGGAUGAAGAGGAGACCUCCCUGAGGUGCUCGGAGCCAGAGGUUGAGGGGCAACAUGAUGAAUACGGCACAGUAAUAAUCAAUGAGGAGGCCGAGGGUUUGGGACCUUCAGAUCCCGGAGAUUUCCAUUUAAACUCCUCAGAGGGUUGUGCGAGUGAAGGAGGGCAGUGCCAGCUGAGUUUGUUGGCAGUGUGCGGGCCCCUCCCAGAGACAACUGGGGCAUCUUAUUCUACAUUCAGUGGGGAUGAUCCUCAAGGUCCUGGGUAUUUCCCUGUGAGGGGGCAGUUCCAGCCGGUGAACCUAAAGAUGGAGAGCAACUUCCCCUCCUCCGCUCCUCUUCCUCGUCGCUCUGCCCGCUGUGCUGCCUCCUGUCGUCUGCCAACCUUUAUAUACGACACGGGACAUGGGGGAGACCGACAGAGGGGCAAGUGCCCGGGAGAUGCCACUGAGGAACCAGGACCACCCUGCCGGAAGAAAAGCAGGACACUCUACAGUAUGGACCAAUUGCAGGAAUUGGAGCACAUGUUUGCUGAGGACCAUUAUCCCGAUAGUGAGAAGAGGCGAGAGAUUGCCGAAAUCAUUGGAGUCACCCCCCAGCGGAUAAUGGUUUGGUUUCAGAAUCGGCGAGCAAAAUGGCGCAAAGUGGAGAAAACGUCCCUAAAGGGGCCAAGGAAACCCCUCUCUUCAGCAGGGAUGUCUCACCCCGAGACUGCUGUACUUACAGUCUCUUCCUCUGUCGCACUUUCCCGCCCACCGGAAGCAGUUUCUCUUUCUGUCACUUCAGGAUUCCACAGUUACGGAAGUUCAUUCCCUCCAGUGGUCGGAGUCCGGAAUGGAUUAUCUGUGGUCCCUGGCUCCACCCUGCAGACAUCUCAGUUGUCCGAUGGCAACUCCCAGCACAGCACCUCCCUCAGUUCCAGCAGCUCAGGUUUGGGAUCCCCCAGUGAAAUUUGUCUCCCACCCUCCCAGGAGUACCCCCCAACGUUCCCCAGCCCCCCGCCUCUGCGCAGAGUUGGCCUCCCAAUGUCCAUGGCCUUUAACCCCAGCAGUCACAUGGUACCACUAAUGCUGGACACACCUGAGAGCACCUGCACCCCCCCUCCAUCAUGUGACGGCGACAUGUUCUCGUAUGCUGCGCAGGAGUACGCAAUCCGGUCCCCCACCCUGCAGGAGACUAUGGGGUCCUCUAUGAGAUUUGGAGGUCAGUACUACCAUCCAAGCAACCAGCCAGCAGCAUUCCAGUUUCCCCAGUACUCCCAGUAUUCCCAGUACCCGCGACUUCCACUGCAUAGCCUUACUCCAACAUCUCCUGAGGAGACCUCCUUCCUUACUAUGCCUGCCAAUAACCCCCCCGGCAUGCUGGCAUACGGGGGCACAGGAGCCUUCCUGCAGGGCCGAACUGGGGGGCACAUCCUACUACCAUCGGGUGCAGGUGGAAUCACAUUUCAUGCUUCCCCGUGGAGUGAUAUGUACCUACAGAAUCCUUCCUUCCAGCGAUCGCAGAUUGGGGGCAACCUGACCGAGCAGCCUCUCUUUUCUCAUCCAGCCCCCCGUCUUGCUCAGCCCCAGAAGACUUCAAAUCCAAGUCAGGCCUCUGAAGAUCAGGACAGCACAGCCACGGUAUCUCCAGAUGCCGCUGUGACUGUCUGAUCACCAGGAACCGCGAGGAUUACGGAGAAAGCCCAGUUGGGUCGCUGGGAUUCGGAGCCACAACAUUAGUCGGCUGUUUAUGUUGUACUUAUUUGAGUUUCUUUGGGGUUUUCUGUUCGUGUUCCAGGAAUAGGGAGAUAUUUUGGGAAAUAUCCAAAGAUUCAUUUGUUAUUCUAAUAAAGUCACAUUGUGUUUGACCCAUGAA
Messenger RNA from Xenopus laevis (African clawed frog), 2157 nucleotides. It is a transcript of the gene hbox10.S, whose product is annotated as homeobox-containing protein 10 S homeolog. Gene Ontology annotation, biological process: regulation of transcription by RNA polymerase II. Lineage: Eukaryota; Metazoa; Chordata; Amphibia; Anura; Pipidae. Gene Ontology annotation, cellular component: nucleus. The record is from RefSeq and is marked provisional. Gene Ontology annotation, molecular function: DNA-binding transcription factor activity; DNA-binding transcription factor activity, RNA polymerase II-specific; RNA polymerase II cis-regulatory region sequence-specific DNA binding.